Molecule: messenger RNA, 753 nt
Organism: Aspergillus aculeatus ATCC 16872
Lineage: Eukaryota; Fungi; Ascomycota; Eurotiomycetes; Eurotiales; Aspergillaceae
Exons: 3
Coding region: 1-753 (250 amino acids)
Source: RefSeq, a predicted model, not a curated record
AUGUCGGACAGCACGGGCAAUAAGGGCGACCCGGCGGUCACUACGCCGGUUCCUCCCAUCGAACCUCUACAACCACUUGCUGUCCCCGGUUUAUCAUCGGAGUCCACAGAGGCCUUGAAUACUACUCCACGCCUGGACAGUACGAGUGAUGAGACUCAGGAAAUGAGUCUGACAGAUGGCAAAUCAGCAAAUGUCGCCAAAGCCCCCACAGCAACACAUGCCUCGCAGCAGAACCCCAGCGAUGCUCCGUCUGCCAGCGCAUCGGUUGGCGAUCACGGCGAACUGAAAGCUCCAGUAGCCGCUGGUGAGGCCUCCCCUCAGAACGUAAAGGAAGAGGACGACUCGGGACCACAUCUAGUCAUUACUUUAUUGUUGAUCACUGGCACCCGGCACCCGUUCAAGAUUGAUGCCAAAUAUCUCAAGAAGCAACAAGUCAAUGUUGAAAACCUGGAUCCUUUCGCCAUGAGCGUUUAUACACUGAAGGAACUGAUCUGGAGGGAAUGGCGACAAGAGUGGGAGACACGGCCGUCCUCGCCUAGUUCGAUUCGAUUGAUCUCCUUCGGAAAGCUCCUGGACGAUAAGUCCCCAUUAUCAGACUGCCGAUUCAACCGAGAUGCUCCUAAUGUGGUGCACAUGACCGUCAAGCCCCAAGAGAUUGUGGACGAAGACGAUGCCAAGGGAGCCAAGGCCCAAUACACCCGUGAACGCGAAUCCAGCGAGCGCAGCCCUGGUUGUCGCUGCAUUAUUCAAUGA